Messenger RNA from Triticum aestivum (bread wheat), 1174 nucleotides. Its product is annotated as reticulon-like protein B12. The transcript has a single exon. The record is from RefSeq and is a predicted model, not a curated record. NCBI's taxonomy places the organism in Eukaryota, Viridiplantae, Streptophyta, Magnoliopsida, Poales, Poaceae. Gene Ontology annotation, biological process: response to bacterium. The coding region runs from base 207 to 689 and encodes 160 amino acids.
CAAACAAAUUCCAACCCGGCCAGUACCAAACCCUCUCCUCUCGGUCUGCCUCGAAUCAUCCAUGGACAUGGAUCUUCGCCGCCAUCACCACGCUGGAGAAUUCGGUCGGUAAUUAACCUCAUGCUCCUCCUCUUAUCUUCUCCGCCUCAUCCAUGUAUCAGCUAGCAAGCAACCGAGUCAUAGCAAUCGCAAACUUGAAUGAAUGAAUGAAUCAACCAAUCGAUCGAUCAUUCGCAGUGGCGGACGUGGUGCUGUGGCGGCGAGGCCGGGCGAACCUGAGUGCGCUGCUGCUGGCGGCCGCCGUCGCCUCCUGGAUCCUCUUCAACCGCGCCUCCGGAUACACGGCCGUCUCGCUGGCCGCCGACGUGCUGCUCCUCCUGCUGGCGGUGCUCUGCGCGUGGUCCAGGGCCGCGCGCCUCCUCGGCCGCCCCGCCCAUCCCCGAGACCCCGACCUGCAGCCGGCGGCCGACGAGCUCGCCGCGAUGGUCCGCUCCGGCCUUGCCGGCCUCACCUCCGCCUCCCGCCGCGUCACGCAGGGCCAGCCCGGCUCCGGGCGCGUCUUCGCCUGCCUCGCCGCCGCCGCCCUGCUCGGCCGCCUCGCGCGCGACCUCCCCACCCUUUUCAUAGCAGGAACUGGAAUCUGUGCGCUCGGGCGGGUUGCUCUAUCCUCUCGUAACAAGUGGGGUUAGGGUGGGUUCCAAUGGGCUAAUAGGGUUAGCCCACUUAAUAUUCUGCCGGUCCAGUGGAAAUCCACUAAUGCAAUUUAAGUGGGAUGGGAUUCUUAGUCCCACUUAUUCCCACCCCCACCUGCAGCGUGAUGUGGAUGUUAUCAAAAUAUCAAGGAAGGAAAGCUUCUGUAGAUAGCAUCAUCCGCCAGAUUAGCUGGUUAUACAGUCUCAACUGGUGGCCGAAUUACUGAGGGACUAGAUAUACUUGCUGAUGUGGGAACACACAAAUAUCAGUUAAAUCAUAAAAGCAAUGUGAGUGUAAUGGGCAUACCUUUUUUGUUGCGGGUGGUAAUGGGCAAUUGGGCAUACUUCUCUCAGGUGGUGCCGUAGAAGUGAGAGACUAUCUCUUGAUCUGAGGCUACACUAGACGCAUGGUGAGAUAGUAGCUAAGCCAGUAAGUGAAAUGUACCACUGGAGGGAGUAUUGCUUCACUUUUGUUGCUUCGA